AUGUCGGACCACUGCGAGAUAUCCAAUCGGAGUGAAACAUACGCCGACAACCUAACGGAGGAUGAUGUGGAGCCCAAGCUUAAGUAUGUUCGCCUUUCGAACGACAUAAAGAAUAUUCUCAGCGAGGAAGCGAUCAGUUGUAUUGCGGUCCAUCCGAGGUUUCUUUGCCUAGGGACACACUGGGGCCGUAUACACAUGCUGGACCACCAGGGAAACUGUGUGCAUACCGUUAUCAAUCGGAAGGAAAAUACACACAUCCUCUCGGUCAACAAAAUCUCGGUGGACAGUCGGGGCGAACAAAUAGCAACCUGUUCCGACGAUGGCAAAGUGAUCAUUAGCGGGUUGUAUACGGAUGAAAACAAUCAGGUACUUUCCACGGGCAAAAUUAUCAAAGCGGUUGAGCUGGAUCCGAACCACAAUCGUUCCGGUUCUGGUAAAAGAUUUAUAAUAGGCGAUAACAAAUUGGUACUCUACGAGAAAACAUUCCUGAAAGGUUUAAAAUCGACCAUUCUUAGUGAUUCCGAAGGUCAGGUGACGGCCAUCAAAUGGAACGGACAGUUUGUGGCGUGGGCCAGCUCGCUUGGCAUUCACGUGUAUGAUUUGAAUGAAAAGUGCUCACUAGGAUUUAUCCAAUGGGAGGAACCUAAGGACGGAAAGUUAACGGACUACCGAUGUAAUUUAAACUGGUCCAAUGCUACUACACUACUGAUUGGAUGGGUGGACACGGUGCGCAUAUGUGUGAUAAGAAAACGAAACGCCAUCGAAGUGUCUACAAGAAACCUUCCAGCGCAUAUAGUCGAUCCGAUGUCCACCUUCCAGACGGAUUUUUUCAUCUGUGGUAUUGCACCGUUGGAAACGAAUCAGCUAGUCGUGCUAGGGUACGCUAAGGAGCGGGAUUCCGAAACGAACAAAGCGCUGCGGCCCAUUCUGUGCGUGCUGCAGUACAAUGCAAGCGAUUAUAUUGAAAUCUGCACCGACAGUUUAUCGAUGCGAGGAUACGAGGAGUACAAGUGUGACGACUAUCAUCUGGACUGUUUGAUCGACGAAAACCAGUAUUUUAUCGUUUCGCCAAAGGACGUUGUCGUGGCUAAUCUGUACGAAACGGACGACCGUGUCCAGUGGCUCAUAGAGCACGGUAAAUUUGAACAAGCGAUGGAUGUGAUAGCAACGCACGGUGGAAAAUACUCGCUAAUAACUGUCGCAAGGCUCUACCUGGACCAUUUGCUCUCCCUGCAACAGUUUGAUGAAGCGGCCCGGCUCUGUCAGCGCGUGUUCGGCACCGACAAGCAGCUCUGGGAGGAAGAAGUGUACAAAUUCGUGAAGGUAAAGCAACUUCGAUCGGUUAGCAGCUACAUUCCUAUAACGGACGCGUGUAAACUGAACCCACACGUGUACGAGAUGGUUCUGUACGAGUAUCUGCAGCUCGAUCCGACUGGGUUCCUGCAGCUGGUCAAGGAAUGGCCACCCCGUCUGUACAACACGAAGGCCGUUAUUAACGCGGUGAAUGAUCAUUUCAACAAGAAGGACGCUAACAUACUGCUGGAAGCGCUAGCGAUAUUGUACACGCACGAAAAAGAGUUUGAUCGUGCUCUGACGAUGUAUUUGAAAUUGCAGCACAAAGAUGUGUUUGAGUUGAUCACCACGUACAAUCUGUACGGCAUGGUGAAAAAUUGCAUCGUACAGCUCAUCGAGCUGGACAGAGAGCGUGCGAUCGCCAUGCUGCUGAAGGAUCACAUCCCCGCCGAAGACGUCGUCCGAGAGUUGGAACAGUGCGAACAGUACCUAUACCGAUUUCUCGAUGCGUACGAUAAGGUGAAAAGCAACGAAAAGUUCCAUUGGCGUCUGGUGAACCUUUACGCACGAUAUGAGCCAGAAAAGUUGCUCUCCUUCCUGAAACGCUCCAACAGCUACCCUAUACAGGAAGCGUACGAUAUCUGCCAGGGAUUGAAAUUCUACCCAGAAAUGGUGUAUCUGCUCGAUAAGAUGGGCAGCACACGGGAAGCACUCACGAUCAUCAUGCACAACCUGCAGGACGUACCGAUGGCGAUCGAUUUUUGCAAAGAGCACGACGAUAUGGACCUGUGGAAUGAUCUGAUCAACGAGUCCGUCGACAAACCGCACGUAAUGACGAAGCUGCUGAACAGUAUUGCCGGUUUUAUCAAUCCCGAGCUGCUGGUGGACAAAAUCAAAUCCGGUCAGGAUAUUGAGGGGUUGAAGGAAUCGGUCAUCAAGAUGCUGUGCGGGUACAGUUUGCAAGUGUCGAUACAGGAAGGCUGCAAUCAGAUACUGGGUGCGGACUAUUUUGACAUGCACGAACGAUUGGUACGCGUGCAGCAGGGUGCACUGUACGUGACGACCGAUCACGUGUGUGGCGUCUGUCGACGGGACAUAAUUGUCAAGGAUAGCAUGAAGGCAGAUAUCGUAAUGUUUAACUGUAGGCACUACUUCCACGAACCUUGUCUGCUGGACAAGUACAACUUGGACAUAUGCAUAGUUUGUAACACUAAAAAAAUGGGAAGCGCGGGAACAUUUUAG
Molecule: messenger RNA, 2535 nt
Organism: Anopheles marshallii
Lineage: Eukaryota; Metazoa; Arthropoda; Insecta; Diptera; Culicidae
Gene: lt
Product: vacuolar protein sorting-associated protein 41 homolog
Exons: 11
Coding region: 1-2535 (844 amino acids)
Biological process (GO): protein targeting to vacuole; cellular response to starvation; macroautophagy
Cellular component (GO): late endosome; HOPS complex
Molecular function (GO): protein binding
Source: RefSeq, a predicted model, not a curated record